AUGACCAGCACCACAGACGACUUCAUGGAGAUCUUGAUAAAGACCCGAAUGAAGGAGCAAAAGGACAAGAAAAGGUACCGUCUCGUCGUACCAUCAAGCGAAGAUGAGCAAGGAAGUAGCAUCGAAAGUAUUGCCGAAACUGAGGAAGAGCUCAGCCCUGAGGAGGUUGUCAUUAUUGUAGAACUUGACCCAGAGCUGAACCCGGAUUUUGCGCUCCUCAUGGUGCUGCUUCGCCAAAGAGCUGACGAUCUACAUGUGUACUUCAACUCCAAAUGGAGGAUGCAUAUUGUUACGAUUUCAAACGAGAACUUCGAUCCGCGGAUCCAUAGGCUUUGUCUGCCGCAUCAGGGAUCAAGCCACUGGUGCUUCCCACGGUAUAACACGUAUAUACUGGAGUGGUUUCGUCAUGGCACCGUCGUGGACACAUCGCUAAAGACGCUGGUGGCGUCGUCCAGCGGGAGGAUUAGCACCAUGAUGAUUCGAACAGAAAAUGAGACGAAUGAUAUCACAGGUCUAGUUGAAGAGAGUAUCCUCAAUAACGAUACCAAUCGUGUUUUAGUUAUAUGCUUCCAGCCAUGGGCUCGCAUUAAAGAACUCCUUCAUUCGCUAAAAGGCCAUGAACAGGCGAUCGACUUUUAUUAUUAUACGGAAGAGGAAGAGUGCAAGCACGAGGCAGCCUCAAUCGUGAAAGAAAUUCUCGAACGGACCAACCCCCCGCAGACAAGGAAUGGCUCCAAGCUUGUAGUUGUCUUAUUUUUGAUGAAUGGAGGCUCGAACGUCAUGAUGAAGGCCAUUGACAGCAUGUCUGGCUGGAGCACAAUCACCAUCCUGGGCAACCAGCAGACAAACCAGUUAUCAUGGGUCCGUCGCUGCGACACGAAGGGAAUAGUCAUCAUCACUGGAAAAGACCCUCGGAUGCUACGUGACAACUGGGGAAGCUUCACAAUGGAUGAUGGCGUCCGGAAAGUAUUGUUUCCGAAACCAGCGUUUGAGAAACGUCUCGUGAAAAUCGAAAAUGAUAAGAUGGCAGGUUUUUACUGCGCCGUCGUAGCACUUGACGCGAUCUUCGACAUCCACGCACCUACCGUCAUCCAUAUGAUCGGGUUAUGGGCCCAUGCAAGGAUUGCGACGGUCGAAAGCCUAAGGUAUCAAGGGAUAUUAGGCGAGUCGCCUGGGACGGGCUCCGAACCCAUGCGAUUACGACUUGAAGCACUGGCAGAGAAUGAUCAGCAGUCUCACAUGCUCUUCUUACGUCUCCUGAUGGCUUUCGAGUACGACCAUAAGCUGGCAUUGAUGGUUUAUAACUCACUCAAUGGCGACCAGGAUACUCGGGUCCUCACUAUCCUCGUCGCUUGCACACUCAAGCUAGGACUCGAAGAGCUGAUUAAGACCGAACAGAUUCUGAAGGUAACUCAAACAGAUGGCGGUCUCGAGACACUUUUGAAAAUGUGCACGGGACCAUUCCGAAAGCUCGCCAAAACAGGAACACUGUGGCUUAAGCUCGCGCUGGUGCACAGGGCAGUGUGGGUGGAUGGGAAGUUGGGCUCGUAUUACGACAAUACGCCACUGCCCGAGUUCUUCGACUCCAUCGUUCAUUAA
Molecule: messenger RNA, 1599 nt
Organism: Clonostachys rhizophaga
Lineage: Eukaryota; Fungi; Ascomycota; Sordariomycetes; Hypocreales; Bionectriaceae
Source: the annotation of a GenBank genome assembly